GGAUUCCUUUUCCAGCUGCGGCGCUGGGAGGAGCCAUGGCAGUGCCCUUUGUGGAGGACUGGGACUUGGUGCAAACCCUGGGAGAAGGUGCCUAUGGAGAAGUUCAACUUGCUGUGAAUAGAAUAACUGAAGAAGCAGUUGCAGUGAAGAUUGUAGAUAUGAAGCGUGCCAUAGACUGUCCAGAAAAUAUUAAAAAAGAGAUCUGUAUCAAUAAAAUGCUAAAUCAUGAGAAUGUGGUGAAAUUCUAUGGUCAUAGGCGAGAAGGCAAUAUCCAAUAUCUGUUUCUGGAGUACUGUAGUGGGGGAGAGCUUUUUGACAGAAUAGAACCAGACAUAGGCAUGCCUGAACAGGAUGCUCAGAGGUUCUUCCAUCAACUCAUGGCAGGGGUGGUUUAUCUACAUGGUAUUGGAAUAACUCACAGGGAUAUUAAACCAGAAAAUCUCCUAUUGGAUGAAAGGGAUAACCUGAAAAUCUCUGACUUUGGGUUGGCAACAGUGUUUCGGCAUAAUAAUCGGGAACGUUUGUUGAACAAGAUGUGUGGUACUUUACCUUAUGUUGCUCCAGAACUUCUGAAGAGAAAAGAAUUUCAUGCAGAACCGGUUGAUGUUUGGUCCUGUGGAAUAGUGCUCACUGCAAUGUUGGCUGGAGAAUUGCCAUGGGACCAGCCCAGUGAUAGUUGUCAGGAAUAUUCUGAUUGGAAAGAAAAAAAAACAUACCUCAACCCUUGGAAAAAAAUCGAUUCUGCUCCUCUAGCUCUGCUGCAUAAAAUCCUGGUUGAAAAUCCAUCAGCAAGAAUUACUAUCCCAGAUAUCAAAAAAGAUAGAUGGUACAAUAAACCACUCAAGAAAGGGGCAAAGAGGCCCCGAGUCACUUCAGGUGGUGUGUCAGAGUCUCCCAGUGGAUUCUCCAAGCACAUUCAAUCCAAUUUGGACUUCUCUCCAUCUAAUAGUUCUAGUGAAGAAAAUGUGAAGUACUCCAGUUCCCAGCCAGAACCACGGACAAGCCUGUCCUUAUGGGAUGCCAGUUCCUCAUACAUUGAUAAACUGGUGCAAGGGAUCAGUUUUUCCCAACCCACAUGUCCUGAUCACAUGCUUCUGAAUAGUCAGUUACUUGGCACCCCAGGAUCCUCACAGAACCCCUGGCAGCGCCUGGUCAAAAGAAUGACACGAUUCUUUACCAAAUUGGAUGCAGACAGAUCUUAUCAAUGCUUGAAAGAGACUUGUGAGAAGUUGGGCUAUCAAUGGAAGAAGAGUUGUAUGAAUCAGGUUACUGUCUCAACAACUGAUAGGAGAAACAAUAAACUCAUUUUCAAAGUGAAUUUGGUAGAAAUGGAUGAGAAGAUAUUGGUUGACUUCCGGCUUUCUAAGGGUGAUGGAUUGGAGUUCAAGAGACACUUCCUGAAGAUUAAAGGGAAGCUGAGUGAUGUUGUGAGCAGUCAGAAGGUCUGGAUUCCCGGCACAUGAUUAAUCCAUUGGGAGAUUCCUGGUGAAUAUAGUGCUGCUAUUUGGCAUUAUUCUUCCUAGAGAAGAUUAUCUUAUUCUGCAAACUGCAAAUGAUGGUUCCUGGAGAGUUCACUACCCUCUUUAUCCAAACACCUUCUAAUUCUUUUUGUAUGUUCUACAUACAAACAAUACCUAUUUUAAUUGUAAGUAACUUUAGGGACAAGAUGGAUAGAAUUCAUUCGAUAGUUCUUCAUCUGUGUUUGGUGACUGGAUUUGAAACUCAUCUGGUGGAAACAGAGUUUCAGGGGACUUUACCAGCUUAUAUACCAAUGUAAUAUCUCAUUUUUUUAAAUCCAAAAAGUACAUACAUCCUCCAUGUUGAUCUAAUUGUAAG
This is a messenger RNA of Otolemur garnettii (small-eared galago), 1836 nucleotides long. It is a transcript of the gene CHEK1, whose product is annotated as checkpoint kinase 1. Bases 36 to 1463 code for a protein of 475 amino acids. Gene Ontology annotation, biological process: protein phosphorylation; mitotic G2 DNA damage checkpoint signaling. Gene Ontology annotation, molecular function: protein serine/threonine kinase activity; ATP binding. Gene Ontology annotation, cellular component: cytoplasm; site of double-strand break; nucleus. NCBI's taxonomy places the organism in Eukaryota, Metazoa, Chordata, Mammalia, Primates, Galagidae. The transcript has 12 exons. The record is from RefSeq and is a predicted model, not a curated record.